AUGGUCGGGUCCUAUUCCAAGAAGCGCAAGGUGCAAGAUGGCAUGCACGGCAAGACCGUCCGCCCAAAGAAGUUCCGCAAGCAGCGCGCGUAUCACAGCAGCUCUGAGGACGAGGACGACAACAAUGACGGCAAUUUCAAGGCUGUCAAUCUCGCCGAUUCGGACGAGGAUGAGGAUGGAGGAGUUUCUGUGACCAAACCCUCUAUCCUCGAGGCUCGCGCCGCCAUGAAAGCCGCGAAACCGACGCCUACGCCCAAGAAAAAGCCCACCGCGGAUGAGAAUGACUCCGGUGACGACAAUGGUGCCGAGGAUGAUGAGGAAGCCGAUGAGGAAGAUCUCGACGCCUCUGGCUCCGAAGAAGACGAUGACCUUUCCGAGGAAGAGCAAUCCGCCGUGGGAGGCAAGCGCCGAGCCGUUUCCAAGCGCAACGACCCCUCCGCAUUCUCUACGUCCAUCUCCAAAAUUCUGUCCACCAAGCUUCCGUCCUCCGCCCGCGCCGACCCUGUCCUUUCCCGAAGCCGAUAUGCUGCGCAGAAAAGCGACGAGUUCGCGAAUGAGAAACUCGACAAGCAAGCCCGUGCUAAAAUGCGUGCCGAGAAGAAGGAAGAGCUGGACCGUGGCCGUAUCCGUGAUGUUAUGGGUAUUGAAAGAGGUCUUACAGGACCAGUUGGCGAAGAGGAGAAGCGCCUGCGCAAGACAGCGCAGCGCGGUGUCGUGAAGCUGUUCAAUGCUGUGCGCGCAGCCCAGGUCCGUGGCGAAGAGGCUGCGCGAGGCGAGCGCCAGAAGGGAACCGUUGGUAUGGGAGAGCGGGAGAAGGUCGUUAACGAGGUCAGCAAGCAGGGCUUCCUUGAGCUGAUCAAUGGCAAGAAAGGAAAGCCAUUGAACAUCGAAGAGGCUUGA
Messenger RNA from Penicillium canariense, 900 nucleotides. Its product is annotated as rRNA-processing protein RRP15. The transcript has a single exon. The record is from RefSeq and is a predicted model, not a curated record. Gene Ontology annotation, cellular component: preribosome, large subunit precursor. Gene Ontology annotation, biological process: maturation of 5.8S rRNA; maturation of LSU-rRNA. Bases 1 to 900 code for a protein of 299 amino acids. NCBI's taxonomy places the organism in Eukaryota, Fungi, Ascomycota, Eurotiomycetes, Eurotiales, Aspergillaceae.